Stylophora pistillata is the source of this 3553-nucleotide messenger RNA. RefSeq lists its product as uncharacterized. Gene Ontology annotation, biological process: DNA restriction-modification system. Lineage: Eukaryota; Metazoa; Cnidaria; Anthozoa; Scleractinia; Pocilloporidae. The record is from RefSeq and is a predicted model, not a curated record. Gene Ontology annotation, cellular component: mitochondrion. Gene Ontology annotation, molecular function: endonuclease activity; DNA binding.
AAUCUGAAAACGAUAAAUUUUGCUGAAUUCGUUCCCAAUCUCCUCCUCUCUCCUGAUACUUUCGCGGGAGAAGCUACAACAUGUUGAAGCUGACUGGAUUCUUCAUAUUUUAUCCGAGAAUACACCGGAUCUCUAUCUCCCCUCAGUGCAUCUUCACCAGAUUCCGUUCAUCGAUUACAAGACAAGAUUUCGGCCGAUAUUUUGAGCAAGUUGUCGCUCAAAGUUUGAAGAAGUACUCGUUUGAUGUAACUCACUGCGGUGGACCCAGGGACAGAGGUAUAGAUUUUAGAGGGGCAUGGCUUUUGAAAUCGUCGCCUGUACGUGUUAUUGGGCAGUGUAGGCGCUACAAGCGACGCUUAGGUCCAAAGCAUGUGCGUGAAUUGGAGGGUACGUUGAGUCAUGAAGUGGAAGGAACGCUGGGUCUCAUCGUUUCGGAGAGUGGGUACAGUAAAAGUGCAUAUGAGGUGUUCAUGGGUUCUCCUCAUUCUAUUGUCCUCACUACAUUAACAGGCUACAGUGAUGAUUUACUUCAGUGGUAUUUUGAUCAAGAAAGUCAUGAAAACAAUAGCAAUGAAAGUCAAGAUUUUGCAGACUGUCAUUCAGACAAAAAUGUACAUUAUCCAAAAGCAGAUGAUUCUUUACCAAGUGACAUGGAAACACUGGACAACUUUGGAAACAAUGAUUUGAAAAUUAGUAAGUUGGAUGUGACUGAUCGCAAAGACAUAGAAUUUUUUUGUGAAAAAUCAGCACAAGGAGAAGAAGAAAGGAACCUCCUCAACAAGGACAAAUCUGGGGGAUUGGCAGAGUCAGCUGUGUCCUCAAUCCCAUGUUAUGAUGAUUCCUCUUUGAGUACAGGAAUGGACAAUGGAUUAUUGGUGACCAAAGUUAAGGAAAUUGUUAGUGAAUAUGAAAAGUUAACAAACUCUGACUUUUUCGAAUUGGGUCAAGGACAGUUUACAAUGUUUGAGUUAAAUCCAGCUGCGAGAAGGUUAUUGCCAAACUUGGUCGUUGGUUUGAAGUACAGAACGCAACAUUCAAGAACACCUGAACUUUUCUUGCAUGAAGACAAUUCAUUUGUUAGUUUACCUGAUUAGUUAAAUAGUGUCUUUAACGUUAAAGUCAAUAGUAGAAGAUUCACUGCUGCACUUUCAUAUCAGAUUCCAUUCAAAGAGGAUGUAACAACCAUACAUAUCAUCACUGUUAGGCCUCGUGCCUCUUGGUACAGUGAGGAAAUCAAGAAGCAGAAGGUGAUCUGUUGUAGGCUUGAAAGGCGAUGGCGCCGUCCCCAACUCCCUUCCGACUAUCAAUCUUAUACUGACCAACACAGUGUUGUAAAGAAUACCAUCUUCAAAUCAAAACUGGAUUAUUAUACUAGCCUCAUAUACUCAGCUGAAAGUGGCAGCAAAACCCUGUUUCAGACAAUUACUUGCCUUCUUCACAGGAAAGCAGAUAAACCCUUCCCCACCAGCUCUUCUGGAGUUGAUCUCGCCCAUAACUUUGUCCACUUUUUCGAGAAGAAAAUUGUCAAUAUCAGAAGUAAUCUUAGUGCACGUGGAAAUUCCUGAUUUCUUCAAAUCCCUCGACACUUCAUCACUGUCUUGUCAGCUCACAAAUUUUGCACCAACAUCCAUCACUGAAUUGCCAAACAUUGCUAAUAAAAUCAUCACGAAAUCCUGUAUCUUGGAUCCGCUUCCUGCCACCAUACUGAAGCAGCACUUCGAUUUACUCCUACCAAUUGUUGUGAAGAUUGUCAACUUGUCGCUGGAGACCGCUCUUUUUCCAUCUUCUCUUAAAGCUGCUGUUCUAUCUCCUUUACUUAAGAAAGCCAACUUAGAUCAUGAAGUUCUUGCUAACUACAGACCUAUUUCAAACCUUAAGGUAAUCUCAAAUAUCUCGUGUGUGUUCAUAAUGACCUUCUGGUUGCUAUUGAUAAACACAACUGUGUCAUGCUUCUACUAUUAGACCUUUCUGCUGCCUUUGACACAGUAGAUCAUGAUAUUCUCUUUACAAGAUUGCAAUCUAAAUAGUCUAUCUCUGGCACAGCUCUGGAAUGGCUUCACUCCUACCUUACAAAUCGCUCACAAUUCGCGUUAAUCAAAGGAUGUAGAUCGCAGUCUCGCGAACUUAAGUGCGAUGUACCGCAGGGCUCUGUCCUUGGACUGAUUCUGUACGUACUCUACACAACACCACUGGCUGACAUUCUACGAUUCCAUGAAAUGCAAUUUCAUUUUUACACUGAUGACACUCAAUUGUAUAUUUCUUUCUCUACAAACAACAAUAUGGAACUAACCCACUGUAUUACUAAGAUUGAGGAUUGCCUGUCCGACAUUGAUAAGUGGAUGUCCAUCAACAAACUAAAACUGAGCAAAGAAAAAACUGAGGUUCUCUAUUAUUUUAUUCUCAAAGUAUAAUCCACAGCAAUCCCAACUGCCUCUUCACUUUGGAACCAACAUUGUCAAGCUCUCUUCACAUGCUAGAAACAUUGGCACUAUCUUUGACACCACUAUGUCAAUGCUUCCCCAUGUAAACAUUGUCUGCAAAUCUGCCUUUUAUCAUCUUUGUACUGUUUCACAUAUUAGGAAAUACUUAUCAAUGCAAACUACUGAGAUUCUUAUCCAUGCUUUCAUAACUUCCAAUCUCGAUCACUGCAAUUCUCUACUAUAUAAUGUUCCUAAAUACAUCACCAAAAAGCUUCAAUCAGUGCAGAAUGCAGCUGCCAGAAGGAUUACACGGUCUAGGAAGUGCGAUCACAUCACUCCCAUCCUCCUCUAUCUUCACUGGCUACCUGUCUCUGAAUGAAUUAAAUUCAAGAUUCUACUACUUACUUUCAAAGCACUGCAUCAGCAAGCCCCAAUCUAUAUUCAAGACUUUAUCACUCGCUGACUCACCUUCUAGAUUGCGUCGUUCAUCCUCUACGCUCAAUCUGAAUCCUGUUAGUUUUAACCCUAAGACCUAUGAUUCUAGAGCGUUCUCCAUUUCAGCCCCUGAACUCUGGAAUAAAUUACCCAACAACAUACACCCAUGCGAGAAUUUAAGUCUUUUUAAGCAUAAACUUAUAACCUACCUCUUCGAGAACUUCUGCUUUAGCCAUUAGGAAAUAGAAUUUAUAAGUUUUUACUUCAAUUUUAAGUUUAUUUACUUGAUUAACUUUAAUUUCAUAUUUCCUCUCACUUUUUUAAGCACCUUGAUCUAUCAUUGGAUAGGUGCUAUAUAAAUAUCAUUAUUAUUAUUAUUAUUAUUAUUAUUAUUAUUACUUAUGUAUAAAAUGAGUAUCAUGGAUAAACUCUUGCAGGUCAACAAGGUCUUUGGUUCUUAGCAAACAUCAAGAACUGAAACACAUUCAAUUUAGUUUCCUCCCCAAAAUGUGAGAAAACUCAUUCGAACUACCAAAAAGGUUUGCAAAGCUCAUUACACUAUUUAUAGAGUAUGCUUGGGUUCCAGAAUCUCAGAGGAGCACCCCCCCUUCCCUGCUCCAAAGGUUACUGAAAUUCUGUAUAGAAACUAUAGUUCCUAAUUGAUCUUCAUGCAUUAAUAGGACAUUUUCGAUAGAUAA